UCACUUCCGGCUGCCGAAUUGUGUUUCCGGGUUGGGCAGCUGGUUCCCGGUGUCGGGAGCGUCACCUUCUGCUCCGGAAGCAGCUGCCGCCGGUGGGAGGCGAUGGGGGAAGGGCAGAGGGGCCGGGGGCCGCGCGGCACUGUUAGGCUAUGAGCCCUUUGAAGAAAGUGGAACAGGAGUAAAACUGGCUGAGUUAAAAUUAAAUCUUGACUUUUGGAACCUUUAAAUAGAGCAUCAAACUUAUUAACUGUGUAAUUUGGGGACAGUUAUCUCAAAAUACCUGGCUCUUUUGGUGCCAUAGAACGGCAGCUGCAGUAAAAUGUUUGCAAAACUGAAGAAGAAGAUAGCAGAGGAAGCAGCAAUUGCUCCUCGGCCAGGAGGGGCUACCAGAAUUCCCAGAUCAGUCAGCAAAGAGUCAGUCACGUCUGUGGGAGCAGAUUCGGGAGAUGAUUUUGCCUCUGAUGGAAGCAGCUCCAGAGAGGAUCUCUCAUCCCAGCUACUUAGAAGAAAUGAACAAAUACGAAAACUGGAGGCCAAGCUGUCUGAUUAUGCUGAACAGGUCCGAAACUUGCAGAAGAUAAAAGAGAAGCUUGAAAUUGCAUUAGAAAAGCAUCAGGAUUCUUCCAUGAAGAAAUUUCAGGAGCAGAACGAGGCUUACCAGGCCAACAGAGCAAAGAUGGCUGAAGGAAUGGCUUUGGCAUUAGAAAAAAAGGACCAGGAAUGGAGGGAAAAGUUGGUUCAUCUUGAAAAGGAAAAAGAGAUGCUUUUGGCUCAGUUACAAGAAAUGAGGGAGCAGAGUUUGAAUCUUUUCCAAAAGAGAGAUGAAAUUGAUGAACUGGAGGGCUUUCAACAGCAGGAACUGGCCAAAGUCAAACACAUGCUUUUGAAAAAGGAAGAGUCUCUAAGCAGAGCAGAACAGGAGCUAGAGGCAUGCCGUCAGGAGCUAACCCAUGCGAAGAAAGAGCUGCAGGUCACAAGCAACUUGCCAUUGGUUCUGAGCAAUGAAGUGGAAGAGUUGCGGCAGCAGCACUCGGAGCUGGAAGCACAGAGGGAUGAACUAGUGGCAGCUGAGGCGAAUGCAGAAAAUAAGAUCACUGCCCUGGAGCAGAUAGGACAGGAGCUACAAACCUUCAUUCAGCAUCUUUCGGCGGACUUGCAAAACGCUCAAGUGGCUUCCUCUGGUUGUGAGAAGAUGGAAGCUUUACAGAUGGAGCAUGAAUCUCUCAAACUGGAAUAUGAACAACACAAGCUAAAGAUGAGUGUUGAAGUUGAUGAGAAAAAUAAACUCAUUGAACAUCUGCAGGAAAAAGUGUCUUCCCUAGAAAAGAGACUAGAAGGGAAUUUUUCAGGAGAUGAACAUGUGUGGGAGCUACUCAAGGAGAAAACUGCUCUGGAGCAGAAACUGGAUGACACCAGACAGCAGCUAUUGACAGCUAGAACCAAUCAUGCUGAGACUGUGAACCUACUGGAAACCCAGGUCACUAAACUGAACAGCAAAGUAACUGAAGCACAGGGAUUCCUCUGUGAGAGAGAAGAGUUUCUGAAGAAUUUUAAAGAAAGCAGCAUGUGCCAGCUGAAAGAACUUGAACAAGCACUACAGCUCGCUAAUGGGGCACUAGAGAGGAGCAGAGAAGAAAUUGGUGAGAGGGAUCUACAGAUCCAAAAGCUGCAAACAGAUCUAGAGGUUGAGAGCAGCAAAUUACAACAGCAUAUCUCAGCUGUAAAGCAUCAGUGCGCAGAACGGAUUAGCAGGCUGGAGGCUCAAAUAGCUGCCCUUGAAACAGCUCGAGAGUUUGAUAAAACAGCUUCCCAACAUAAGAUAAGCCAGUUGGAACGGGAAAAUGAAGAUUUUAAUGAAAUCAGACAAGAAUAUGAAAGUUCUUUAAAGAAACAAGAGUCUGAACUGGAAAGACUAAAGAAAGAAUUAAGCAGCAGAGAAACAGUCAGUGUUGAAAUUGCCAAAGCACUGGAAGAAACUCGGAAACAAAGGGAGGAAUUACAGCAGCAGGUUACAGAUCUGAUCUUACUGAUAAAGGAAAAGGACCAGUUGAUCAAUGAAAAAACUGAUGUGAUUCUAAAAAAAGAGGAGCAGCAAAACCAACUCAGUCAAGGUCAUGAAGCUCUCAUGUUGCAAAUGCACCUGUUGCAGUCUGACAUAGAAGCAUGCAAGAGCCAAGCAGCAGAGAGGGAAGAAACAGCAGGAAAGCAGAUCAGUGCUUUGAGGUUGAAGAUGCAGGAGCAGCAAGAGCAACUGUUGGCGAGCAGGAGAAAUGUUUUGGCAUUAGAAGCAGCAAGAGCCUUUAAUAAGCACUUGUAUCCUCCAGAAGACAGUGAAAUGGAACAAAACGGAGAGGUGGCAGCUGGAGACAUCCUUCAACUUCAGAAAGACAAUAGAGACUUGGAGCAGCAAAUUUCUGAGAAAAAUAAGAUGAUAAAACAGUUACAGCAGAGAAUGGCAGAGCUCAAAAAGACCCUGCAGAAAGAGCUGAAAAUAAGGCCUGACAAUGAGAUCCCUGAAGUACGUGAGAAACCAAAUUCUGAAGUGCCUAAUGCUGCAAUGACUGUCACAAACAACUCUGAUCUAAAUGACUCCCGGGAGAUCAACUUUGAAUACCUUAAACAUGUUGUACUAAAGUUCAUGUCCUGCCGAGAAUCGGAGGCAUUCCACCUAAUUAAAGCUGUGUCUGUGUUACUUAACUUUUCACAAGAGGAAGAAAAUAUGCUCAAAGAAACAUUGGAAUACAAGAUGUCGUGGUUUGGGUCAAAGCCAUCUCCCAAAGGCAGUAUCCGGCCAUCUAUCUCGAAUCCCAGGACAGCAUGGUCUUAAGGGAACUGGAAAAUGGGCAAUCAGCAUCUAGCCUCUUUUUUUCUGUGAAAAGGACACGUCACACACUAGUUCAGGUGUGUCUUAAUCACUGUCAUUGCAGUAUUUUGUACAAGAAUUUUGAUUGUUUACAAAGAUAUACUGUACAAGCAGCAUCCUUCACUGCAAAUUGAAAUUUUCUCUCUGGGGUGGAUUCAGGGACUCUGUGUCAAUGGCCUGUUAGCUGUGUAACAGCUAUCUCCUUAUGCUCAUAAAUCCUGUGUCUUGGCACCAAAGGGUUACAUUAAUUUCACUAAACAUUGGUGGCUGUUCAGGAUUUUGACAUUUACAUUUGUCAUGAUGGGGGAUCCCAGCUUCUGUUGUAAUGAAAUACUCUAGUUGCAUAACUCUAGGUACAUCCUGUAAAGCUUCCCUUUCCCAUUGGGCACAGGUGGCAAUGAAGGGGUGUUUGCUGGUGGUACUGUGUUCAAUUCCUGACCGUUCUAAAAGCUUUUUGGAGACCACGAACAAGAGGUAUAACCAAAAACAAAGUCUUGCCUUGUUAUACUGCCUCACUUGUUAGCAUUUGUUCAUAUCACUGUGUAAAUUUUACAGUGCACAUAUCCUGGCCUGCGGUCAUGAAAACUGCACAGAUGACAUUUAUUUAAUUUUCAGAGAGAGCACAACUUUAUAGUUGUCUGAUUUUUACUUUUCUUAAAGAAAAAAUUAAUAUUUAAAAUGGUCUUAAUUAUAGUACCUAAUAAUCAGUCGCCUUUUAAACUAAUGUAGUAGUCUGUAUCAUAGGUUGUUAGUGUUGGGAAGAGAGGUAGUAAACCAUUUUAAAUACUUUUUAAAGUUUAAUUUCAGUUUAUUGUAAGCAUAAUUAAAAGAAGAGUUCCAGAGUCCUUAUUGAAAGGAAAAAAAAUCUUAGCGAUACAAAGGGCAAAGAACGUCAGUAUAAUACCUUUGGAUUUUUUUCUUUACAAGUUUGCUAGCAGCAGACAUAACAUCUGCUUCCCUCUAAAGCAGUAUUGACUGGAUCUGUUUCAGACUUUACAUUUACCUGCAACUAAAUUUGCUUUGAUUUUAAGGUUGAGGGGCUUAUUAGCUUUUUCCUGUCCUACUAUUCUUUAGUUGGAGCAUGUGUUAGUCUUUUUAAUGUAAAGGCAGAAUUCAGCUUGUAUGCAACAGAUUGUGGCUUGAAUACUAUGAACUUCCCUGGAGAGAAAGGACAGACUAAGCCCUGAUCUGCCAUACAGAGCUGGAGUAGAAUUUUGCCCUUAGUGACUACCUACAAACUACAUUAAAAAUUGGAAGCAGCAAUUUGUCUGGGUUUGUUUAAAAAAACUGAAAUGUUUAUAAAAACUACAUAGAAAAUAUGGAACUUAAACAGGCAAGUUGCACGCAGGCUCUUGGCUAUUGCUGAAUAACAGUAUUUAUAUCAAAUACAUCUUAAUGAAAAUUCAACAUCUACGUAAGAGAAUUCUAGACCAAAUGUUUCUUUAUGGUAAGACAUUCAUAGUCACUGUAGUAUUUUGACCUUAACUGAGGGUGUAGGAGUUGGCCUGUGCUAAUAGGAGUAAUGUUAAAAGGAGUUUUAUAAAUCUUGUGGAAUGAAUCACAUUACCCUUCUAUUAGGGAAGAAUAGCAACAUGGGUUUUCAGUAGACAGGCUCUGGCCUUAUACCUAAGUAAACACCUUCAAUGGUGUUAGUUUCAUCUACAGCAUUACUCUCAAUGGAGGGGCUCAAGGGCUGCCUUUACCCUAGUUAACUUAAAUAACAUACAAAUGUAAUAUGCUUUCAUAUUAGAAAAUUUAAUGAAUCUUAAGGGAAAGACUUUCAUCCAUUAUUCUUCUCUCUCCAAAUGGAGUAAUGAGGACUAUGCCCAUGUGUGCUUAGAGCUAAAGCAUUCAUUUUACUGUGAUUUUAAAAAUUACUUUAGGAUGAAUGGCACCUUUCCAUAAGAUAUCAAAGGAAUUCAGACAUUCUCAAUUGCAACAGCGACCCUUGCGAAUGUCUUUUGCUGACAGUGGAUCUAGGGCAGAUAAGUUCCAGUAUGGUGAUGCCCAUCCUACUGUUCUUGUCCACCAGUGACUGCCAGCAUGCUGCCCAAAGACUUAUGUAGAAGAUGGUUUGAGUUGUUCCUUAAUCUGCUAUGGGUUGCUGUUUAACAUGAAGGAAAGCAGUCUCCUCAACUGGUUAAGGGGGAUCAGGGACCAAGGUGAGCUGUAUGCUAGAGAAACUUAUAGUAUCUGUUGAAUAGCAUAACUUCAGUUUGAUCCUAAAGGUCCUUAAUUUGCCCUGAGUGAGUUUUCCUGUGUUGAAUUUUCUUUAACUAUUGCAGCAAGAAUAAUCUAUGGUGUAUAUAUCAACAAUUAAUGUACUUUUCCUUCUCUAGAAGCUCCUGGGGUGUAUAUAUAAUCCUUUUUAUGAACAUCUGCCAGUGGAUUUUAAUCUAUUCCUUUUGCAUUGUAAAUAUGGAUUGUAUUAUAGAACUCUGAAACAACUGGAGAACUAAUUUGUGGUGCAGUAUUUUUGAUUAAAACUCUGGACUUCUUUCUAGUCA
This is a messenger RNA of Gopherus evgoodei (Goodes thornscrub tortoise), 5370 nucleotides long. RefSeq names its product golgin A1 (gene GOLGA1). Lineage: Eukaryota; Metazoa; Chordata; Testudines; Testudinidae. Gene Ontology annotation, cellular component: Golgi apparatus. The record is from RefSeq and is a predicted model, not a curated record.